This is a messenger RNA of Doryrhamphus excisus (bluestripe pipefish), 3736 nucleotides long. The record is from RefSeq and is a predicted model, not a curated record. NCBI's taxonomy places the organism in Eukaryota, Metazoa, Chordata, Actinopteri, Syngnathiformes, Syngnathidae.
GAGUCCCGGUUCAGUAGAAAAAAAACUCGCGAGUUUCGAACGGCUCGGUCGUCAAUACUGGACCACACCGCACACGUGCGUUAGAGUUACGUUUGUAGUCAUUCUGUGUCCUAAAUUUAACGUAAACUUGCUGAAGGGUUUAACUCAAAAUGAAACCGACCGUGUACGAAAACGAGGAUGAGGACGGUGUGUUUCUAGAUCAAGUUUUGGACACAUUGUACGACUUUGGAAGUGGAACCACAUCCAAAAAGAAGAAGAAAAAGCAAAAACUGUGCGAGGAAGAUGAGGUUCCAGCAGGUGAUGUAAAUGUCUGCGGUGUCAUAGAGGAACAUCCCUCAGAGGUGAACAACACUGUCCAGAGCGAGGACAGCAUCCAGCCAGUAAGACAGGUGGAGGUGGAGGUUGUGACCUUCCACGAUCCUUCAAAGAAACAGAGAAAGACCAGAGAGAGCCCGGCAGCUGAUGGCGCACCUCUGCAGCAGACGUCAGAGAAGAAGCCGAUUGGGCCACAUGAUGGUCUGGAUUUGGAGAAGGCUCGCCUGGAGGUGCAUCGCUUCGGAAUCACGGGCUACAAAAAGGAGCAACAGCGUGUCUUUGAGCAGGAGCGUGCCAUCAUGUUGGGAGCCCAUCCUCCAAAGAAGGACUAUGUGAACUACAAGGUGCUGCAGCAGCAGAUUAAAGACAAGAGGAAGAAGGCGAGAGAGGAGGCCCAGCCGGACCUGAAGAAAAAGAAGAAGAGUGAAAGGCCUUCCCUCCAGGUGCUCACACUGACAUCUACACGGGUGGGCAUCUCUAUUUGUAUGGAAGGAGAAGAUGUGCCUGGACAGCAAUGGCUUUGUCACACUUCAAGUUGUAGUUCCUACGUGGGACAGCAGAGGGCAGUAAACAUCAAUGCAGAAACACCUGAAGCUGUCUACAGGGCGCUGUCUGGCAACAAUGCCCCCCCACUGUACAAUAUCGUCAUCGGUUGGUCACAGUGAUGGCUGGUAGCAGCAAGUUCACCUGUUGCCACUUCCUCCUUUGAAGGUGACACUGCAGGGAAACUACACUAGGGAAACUACAAGAAGAGCGCUAUAAAAUGACCAUGAGGCAAAGCUCACUCCUCUCCCAACGUUAGGUAUAAAAUAUUCACUUUACGUCUCCAGAGACAACACAGAAGCCUCGCUGCUUUUGCUCCGUUUGUCUCGCGCUGGAGUUGUUGGGAUUGUGUUUGAGAUGUUCGAUCUCUCCUGUAGUCUUCAUGGACUGAUGAGCUUAGACUGCAAUCAAUCAGUCUGGCCUGCGGUCAGCAGAACAGGCCCACCAGCAUGUCUGGGAUGUUAUGCAGGAGCAGACUGGGGCAGCACACUACCUAGUGGUGCCUGCUUGUGUUCACGGAUAACCGAUAGCAAAGAGUUGAAAUCCUCACGCUAAAUGAAGCAAACCAGUUUCAAAAACCUUUAAAGUGCUCAUGACGCCAAAUAAGUACAUCGAAGGAUAGUUUGUUACUCGUAAAGUAAGAAAUGUAUUCAGAAAGUCAUGCACUGGUUUUCUAGGCUCUAACUACACCAAUAUUCCAUUUAUUAAUAUUAAUCCUACAUUUGAAACUCACUUCUCAUAAUGAGGGACAUGAGGUCAUACUGCUGUCAUAGACAAUAACGAGGACGUAUGAGUGAUGUGAGCGCAGCCAAGCCAAGGCCGUGACAGUCACACAAUAACACAAUGGAAGGCUAAAGUGACCCAUGUUGUGUUGGGGGGGUUACUGGCAGUGGUAGCCGCUAGCAGCUAGCUCUUGUAAUGACCCUGCAAUCUGAGACAAGCCUUUGGACUUCCUGUUGCACACUACAGCCGCUGGCAUCAUAACACGGCACAGCAUUAGCCGCCGUCAGCACCUGGGCUCCAACUUAGCUUUUCCACGCUCCAACGGCUUGUGGGGCAGCAUGGAAACAUUUGGCCCAUCAGCUAGAGAUGAAUGCUAAAUAUACAGUACGAUAACCAAGACCAUAGACCGUAAGAGUGGCAAAAGCAUUGCAGAGGAUGGGAAAUCCCUGUGACUCCUCCCCCACUCAGGAGAAGGUGAUGAACAUCAUCAAGUGGCCAAUAUUUGCUGUUGGAGGGACAUCCAACACGGAACAUGCCAAAGAUGAGGUGAACGCGUGUUGAGGUCAUGAGCACUUUAAGUCACACAAGUGCGGACAGCAGAGAUGCAGCAAAGUCAACAAAGGUCACAGAGGACGCCAAGCACCCGUCACGUGACUGGCCAAACACGGCCAGCUAACCUGCUACCUGGGCGACGACGGAUGAUGACUCGAGCGUGCUCAAGCCAGAGCGGCACCAAAUAGGCCACGCCCCAACAAGCCCAGACACUCGUGGCUGUCCACGUCCACGUUGGCUAGUCCGGGGCAAGCCAUCAGGUCUGAAUGUCGCUGUUAGAAAGGAAGUCAAAUGAAGAAGAAUGUCUGAGAGUCUCUGACGCCUCAUGACGGAGCGGACAGGCGGAGGGGAACCUUUAGAGGGCGGUGUCGUUGGAAUUGUUAGUGUGGAUACAAGAUGGGGGCCCCAGUUACCUAUUGUGUGCAGUUUUUGGGCACCUCCAGACCCGUUGAUAAGGUCACCUGGAGCAAGACAGAGAAGCUGAUGAUUAGACCCGGCUAUGGUCCAGCAUGAAUCCCGUCACAGAAGCUGAGAACCUGCACGUUUCUGUUGAGGCUGACGGCGGGCAUGAAGACCCCGUCCAGGCUCUCGAAGGCAGUCGGCCCGUGUUGUUGCUUGUUGAUGAAGAAGGUCAGUGUGUGCUUGGUGAGGUCCAGGAGGACGCCCACGGUUGAGCCCUUAGUGAUGCCUCCCUCUGCCCUGGGCACACAAAAGGUACAAAAGUCACCCAAUUCCCAACCUGCACUGAGUUGGGAAGGAUGGACACCAGUCAGCUAAAUGCUAAAUGCUGAGGCGAAUGGACUGGAGAGACAAGUUCCAGGUACCGUUUGGCAGUCCAUCUCUUCAGCAGUGACGGAGGUCAUGGUGGUCAUGGUCAUGACACAGCGUUAUCCCCCGUCAAUAAGGUCAUCAAACCUUCCCUCGAUGCAUUCCCACAUAGAAUUUGGGAGUAAAUAUGAGGUGAAAGGUGUAGGCUGGAAUAUCGUAUGGUAGUCUACGAUCUGUGAGAGGAAGUUGGUACCCUCAACGCACGUAUCAUAACCCGUGUAUACAUGUACGUAGAUGCGUAUGGAAUGGUACAUCCCUACUACUCAGCAGUACGUACCUGUUGGUAUGCGAGUUGUUGUGCAUGAACCAGGAGCGGUUGUUGUCCACAUACAUGGCCCAGGCCUUGUCGUCCUUGCCCAGCAUCAUGUCCUUCAUGGUGUUGAUCCUGGCGAUGCCAAAGGCGGGGUCUGGGUGGUUGUCGUAGCGGUCGAUACACACCUCCCAGUAGUGGACACCCUGAGAGGGAAAGGAUCACGGAGUGUUGUCGUAACGCUGCUUGCUAGCAUGAAUCCUCUUGGUGGUCACCUUGGAGAAGGCGGCGGUCCCCAGCACCACGCGAUCGUCAUAGCUGUUACAGGACACCGUCUGGUUCUCGUUGGACAGCACAAUGUCCCUGUGAGCUGAGGUGGGAUCGAAGGCGAACCAAGCCACUGUGGACGAAAGAAGCACGCCGUCGUCAUGCAGUCACCGUGAUGCCGAGUCACUCGCCAAUUGAAUGGUUUGUACGCUGCAUUCAAUCUGGCUCGAUGACUGAUAGUUUAUCCCUCUUGCUAUC